AUGGCCACGCCCCUUCCCCUGAGCCCCCGCCUUAGGAGUCGGGAACCUCUGGCUUCCUGGACCUUCCCCCUCACGGCCCCGCCCAUCCCUCCCCUGAACCACGGCCAAGCCUCUAUGUCCCUUGACUCCGCCCCAGAAAACAGGUCCCUCGUGCUUCCUGGGCCUCGCCCAGCAAUUCCUUGCCCGGGCCCCGCCCCCGUCUCCUGGCUCCGCCCCUGGGGGGCGGAGACCUCGUGCACCCAGCUCUUCCUAACCCUGGCCCCGCCCUUGUCUCGUGGCCCCGCCCCAGGGGGCGGAGACCUCGUGCUUCCUGGGUCCCCGCGGCCCCGCCCACUCUCGCCUCACUCCCGGCACCGCGGCGCUGAGGAGAACGCGCCCCGACGUCGGGGAAGCCUGCGGGGAGGUUGUGAGAUGCACGCGGAGGCCCCGGCCCCGGCCCCGGCCCCGGCCCCGUGCGCCCCCGGGCCCCCCGAGGCCCCGCGCCCCGAGCCGCGCCCGCCCGGCCGGCUGCUGCGGGCGCUGCGGGGCCCGGCGCGCCUGCUGCUGUGCGCGGCGCCGCUGUACCUGGCCGGGUACCUGCGGCUCGGCGUCACCUGGCUGGCGCUCGGCGCGCUGCUGUGGACCUGGUGGCGCCGGAACCGCCGCGCCAAGCGGGGCCGCCUGGAGGCCGCCUUCGCCCUGCUGGAGCGCGAGCGCCGGCUGCUCGGCGGCGGGGCGCGGGACGAGCUCCCGCCGGACGGGAUCCGCUUCCCAGACGUGGAGCCAGUCGAGUGGGCCAACAAGAUCAUCGUGCAGAUCUGGCCCUACCUGAGCAUGAUCAUGGAGAGCAAGAUCCGGGAGAAACUUGAACCCAAGAUCCGGGGCAAGAGCGCUCACCUGCGGACCUUCACCUUCACCAAGCUCUACUUCGGACAGAAGUGCCCGCGUGUGAACGGCGUGCAGGUCCACACGGACAUGUGCGAGCGCAGGCGGGUGACGCUGGACCUGAAGAUCAGCUACAUUGGGGACUGCGAGAUAAGCGCUGAGCUGCAGAAGCUGCGGGCCGGUGUGAACGGGAUCCAGCUGCAGGGCACGCUGCGGGUCAUCCUGGAGCCGCUGCUGGUGGACAAGCCCUUCGUGGGCGCCGUGACCGUGUGCUUCCUGCAGAAGCCGCACCUGCAGAUCAACUGGACGGGGCUGACCAACCUGCUGGACGCGCCCGGGAUCGACGCGCUGACGGACGGGCUGCUGGAGGAGCUGCUGGCCGCGCACCUGGUGCUGCCCAACCGCGUGACGGUGCCCGUGAAGCGCGGGCUGGACGUGAGCGGCCUCCGCUUCCCGCUGCCCCGCGGCGUCCUCCGGGUGCACCUGCUGGAGGCGGCGGGGCUGGCGCAGAAGGACAACUUCCUGGGGCUGGGCGGCAAGUCCGACCCCUACGCCAGGGUCAGCGUGGGCCUGCAGCACUUCCGGAGCAGGACGGUCUACCGGAACCUGAGCCCCGUCUGGAACGAGGUGUUCGAGUUCCUGGUGUACGAAGUGCCCGGGCAGGACCUGGAGGUGGACCUGUACGACGAGGACACGGACGCGGACGACUUCCUGGGCAGCCUGCAGAUCUGCGUGGGGCGCGUGCGCAGCAGCCGCGUGGUGGACGAGUGGUUCCCCCUGGACGACGUCCCCUGCGGGCGGCUGCACCUGCGGCUGGAGUGGCUGGCGCUGCUGGCGGAGCCGGGCGCGGCGGGGGACGGCGACGGCGACACCGCCGUGCUCCUGGUGUUCCUCGAGGGCGCCUGCCACCUGCCGGCGAGCCCCUUCGACUUCCUCGACGCCGAGUACCGCGCCAAGAAGCUGUCCCGGUUUGCCAAGAACAGAGCGAGCGCCGCCCCCUCCUCCUACGUCACGCUGUCCGUGGGCACGACGACCUGCACGAGCAAGACGUGCCCGCACAGCAGGGACCCCGUGUGGAGCCAGGCUUUCUCCUUCCUCGUGCGCCGGGCGUCCGCUCAGUGCCUCCGUCUCCAGGUGUUGGACGCCGCGCGGGACGCCGCGCUGCUGGGCGCGCUGGAGCUGCCCCUGCGCCGCGUCCUGGCCUGCGCCGACCUCGCGCUGCAGCGCCGCUUCCCGCUCGAGCGCUCGGGCCUGCGCAGCCUCGUCAGCAUGCGGCUGGUGCUGCGGUUCCUGCGCCCCGAGCCCCGGGAGCCGUGGAGCCCGCGCGAGGGGCCCGACGCCCCGGAGGAGGCGGCCGCCGCCCCGCGCCCCGCAGCAGAGCACGCGGAUGCGCUGUGCCCCCCGCGCCCCGCCGCCGGGACCCCCCCGCACCCCGGCCCCGCCGCCGAUGGGACGUCCCCUCGGUCCAGUCCUGUCGCCAAGGGGAGCCCCCCGCACCCCGGCCCCGCCGCCAAGGGGAGCCCCCCGCACCCCGGCCCCGCCUGCGCGCCCGCGGGGAGGAAGGGCGCGGGCCUCGUCCUCCUGGCCGUGCCCGGCCCGCACUCCCCGGGGCCCAUCAAGUCCCCCAGGCCCGAGGCCCGCGCCCCGCCCUGGCCGGGCCCCCUCGCGUCCUCGCUCGGCUCCUCGCUCGGCUCCCUCGCCUCCUCCCUGGCCUCGUCCCGCUUCGACCUGCCCGACGGCCGCCCGCAGGCUGACGCCGGGGGCCGGCGGCGGCUCGGCGAGGUGCAACUGACCGUGCGCUACGUGUGUCUGCGGCGCUGCCUCCGCGUGCUCGUGGGCCGCUGCAGGGACCUGACGCCGAGCCGCAGCGGCGGCCUCGCCGACCCCUACGUCCGCGUCUACCUGCUGCCCGACACCGGCUGGGCCGGCCGUCGGUGCACGGCCGUGAGGCCCCGCACGCUCGAGCCCGUGUUCGACCAGACGUUCGAGUUUCCUCUGCCCCUGGAGGAGGCGCAGCUGCGGUCGCUGGACGUGGCGGUGAAGAGCCGCCGGCCGCCGGGCUCGCGCCGCCGGAAGGAGCUGGGGAAGGUGCUGGUGGAGCUGCAGGAGGAAGACCUCAUCAGGGGCUUCUCCCGGUGGUACGAGCUGACGCCGGACGGACGCCCCGGGGGCUGA
Molecule: messenger RNA, 3039 nt
Organism: Dipodomys spectabilis (banner-tailed kangaroo rat)
Lineage: Eukaryota; Metazoa; Chordata; Mammalia; Rodentia; Heteromyidae
Gene: Esyt3
Product: extended synaptotagmin 3
Exons: 23
Coding region: 1-3039 (1012 amino acids)
Biological process (GO): lipid transport
Molecular function (GO): lipid binding
Source: RefSeq, a predicted model, not a curated record